Papaver somniferum (opium poppy) is the source of this 876-nucleotide messenger RNA. RefSeq names its product biogenesis of lysosome-related organelles complex 1 subunit 1-like. Bases 35 to 451 code for a protein of 138 amino acids. Lineage: Eukaryota; Viridiplantae; Streptophyta; Magnoliopsida; Ranunculales; Papaveraceae. Gene Ontology annotation, biological process: endosomal transport. The record is from RefSeq and is a predicted model, not a curated record. Gene Ontology annotation, cellular component: BLOC-1 complex. The transcript has 4 exons.
UCUCUGUUUCUGGGGAACAGAAAAUAUCUUCAAAAUGGAGAAAGAAAAACUCAUCAAAUCUUCAGAAACCAUCGGAGGUGGAGGCUUAGAAUCUUCAUUAAUACAACUAAUCCAUGAUCAUAACCUCACCACCAUAAAAACCCGUGAACAAGCAGAUAAGGCAAAGAAGGAAGCAUUGAAGAGUGCAGUUCGGGUUUCUGAUUUAUUAGUUGAAACUGUGAAUGGUGGAGUACAGGAAACAUAUGUUAAUCAGAAACGAAUUGAGAAUGAAAUUAGGGCAUUAACAGCUUCAACAAUAAGGUUUACGAAACAAACUGAUCAGUGGCUUUCGGCUUCUCAUGCUUUCAAUUCUGCUUUAAAGGAGAUUGGUGACUUUGAAAACUGGAUGAGGACCAUGGAUUACGACUGCAAAAUCAUAAAUGCGGCAAUCCGCAACAUAUACAAGCAAUAAAGACUGAAUCAGGAGAAGAAAAAGAAGAAGUAAAACUUGUCAAAUCUUCACUCACAGAUCGAAGAAGAGAUGAUUCGAUUCGUGUAAUCUCUGGUUUGAAUGAAAGUAAAGAUGGUGUUAUGAUUGAUAUAUCGUUGUAAAACCAAUUAGAAUCAAAGAGAUUCAAUAAUUGCUCCUGAUCCAUUUUUUUGUUGGGAAGUAAUGAUGAAACCCUGUAUAUAUAUAUAUGUAGUUGACCUAAAGAAUCAACCUCAGAGAUUCUACUGGAUAUUACUAGAAAUACCUACUCUGAAUAUUAUUAAGCAAGUAAAGAACACGUUUAAAUUUAGAAUUCCAUUCUAUUAGUCAACCUCCUCGUGAAACUUGUUAAGAAAGUUGUUUAUUCAUGUAAACUUGUUGUUUAAUAAGUUGUGGUUGAUAUGCAA